Messenger RNA from Porites evermanni, 6703 nucleotides. The record is from the annotation of a GenBank genome assembly. Lineage: Eukaryota; Metazoa; Cnidaria; Anthozoa; Scleractinia; Poritidae.
AUGCGUUCGCGGCCAAUUUUCAAGAUGGCGGACAGCGAUGAAGAUACGUUCGCAAGUUUUGGAACUCCUUUCGAGAUUCUGGAAGAAGAUGCCCCGCGUAAAAAGGCUGUUCCAAUACAUGAACAAAUUGUUACCGAUACUGAAGGAAGACGGCGAUUCCAUGGCGCCUUUACCGGCGGAUUUUCAGCUGGUUAUUUUAACACGGUUGGCACGAAAGAAGGAUGGCAACCUUCAACUUUCGUGUCAUCACGAUCGAAAAAAAUGGAACAAAGAGCGCAGAGACCUGAAGAUUUUAUGGAUGAAGAAGACAUUGGAGAGUUUGGAAUCGCUCCCAAAAGAAUCACGACAAAGGAAAAGUUCUCGGUAUUGGACCGAGAGCCUCAAAGUCGUAAACGGGUCGUAGAAGCGGAUGACGCACUAAGAGUUAUUCCUGGCGAACCCGUGUUACAGGAUCUUGUCCUUCCAGUGAAAAUGUCUGUCGGUGUUGAACUGUUAAAGAAGAUGGGUUGGAAGGAGGGGCAAGGAAUUGGACCUCGUGAGAGAAGAUCAAAGAAAAAGGUAAUUACAGGUGGUUUUCAUGCAAUCUCGGGAGACACAAAUAACAAUGGUGAAAUGAACAAAUGCUGGUGGACAAACAAAGCGAGCUAAUGAGCGAUGUUUUGUUCACAGUCCACCAGCAUGGCGGUGAUGACGUAACGUGAAAACCACCUAUAAUGCUGAGCUUAUGUUUUUCACUUUUCGCUCUUCGUGUUCAAUUCUUGCAUUUGUAAGUUCAAUAAAUUCAAUUACAGUGGCAGGAUUAGCUCAGUCAGUGGAGCACUUGACUACAGAGCGGAAGGUUGAGGGUUCGAUUCCCGGGGAUGGACAAGUACUCAGUACUCCAACAAAAACUGGAGAGGCACUGAUUGCCUCAAAAAGCUGAUGAGCCAUAAAUUUUUAAUUCAGAUAGCAGAAGAACCAUUCCUUAUUAAAAUCAUUAAAAUCCCAUACUCUGGUUAUUCUCAUGUUAUUUCUACCCACAAGAAGCAUGACAAUAGCUUUCUCUUCAGGUUUAUGGUUGUUCCCUUCCACCUGGGCUUCCAUCCCAAGCAAUGGACCAUAAUCAGGAAGAAGAAGAUAUUUUUGCUGUUGGUCUUCUCUUUGCUCCAAAAGAUAUUGAUGCCUUCACUUUUACACCAAAAGACAACAAGCAUGGAUUGGGAUAUAAAGGUUUGGAUCCAUCAACUGCAUUGAUCGGUCGAGAUGACUGGCUUGGAAUUGAUCCUGUAUCAAGCAGAGUAGGAAAGAAGGGCAUCACUGGGGAGGUACGAUUUAACCCAUUAAGCCCCAAUAGGCUCUUUGCCUGACUUGAUCACGUGAUCAACUUUCGGUAAACUGUUUUUGUGUUUACCGAAAGUUUAUCAUGUGAUCAGGUCAUGCAAAGAGCCUAUAUCCACAUACAAAUUCAACAAACUGAUCUCCAUACAUUUCCUUUAAGAAUUAGUUAAGAGAAUUUGAUAAAAGAUCAUGGCAUUUUCUCUUUGGUGAUCAUUUUAUUAAUUCUCAUAACUUUAUCUCUUGACAAUGUAUGGAUAUUGUUAGGAGACAUUGUUGGUCUUUAUUGGCACCCAAAGGUUUAAGCCCAACUUCGUAAUGAUAGACUUUGUGUCCUACAAUUCAGGAAGUAAUUGGGCGAGUAAUUUUAAAUUGGCCAGUUUGAAUUACAAGCCUGAUUACCCCUGAAUUGUACAUGAGCUCUAUUUAAUAUUACAAGUAUGAUUUAGACCAAAAGUGCUCAACACAAAGUUCAAUAAUUACUGCUUUUUUUCAUCCUGUAACAUGUUUUUUUUCUUGACAGUCAUAUUAGCUUGAUCACUAGGUUUCCUUAGCUGAUCUAGUUUGGUUUUAAAAAUUGAAAACUUUUGUUAUGUAGUUUUGAGAAUGUGGAACAGCAUACAAGGAACAUGUGGAUUUCUUCACAUAUGCUAUUUAUUGGUCGAUUAUGACGUGUAUCAUUGACUUUGUGUGACGAUAUACAUCAAAACUAAUAUGAGAGACGACAGCAUUAAGAUAUGACAUUAUCGCAGUUGCAUUUGUUUCAUUCAAAAUUAGGUGUCAGAAGGUUGCAUGACUUUGAUUUAAAUUUGAUGUUUAUGAUUAUUUUUCUCACAUAUUUUCUAUUGCCAUUGUAAAAGUUUUGAAUACCUUAAUUAACCAAAGUUUCAGUACGUGAUAUCGCAAAAAUUAAGAGACUUAUGUUCCAAAAUUUAGGAAAAUUGCCACAUUAAAGUGCUGCUAAAUAAUGAUUUUUCAAAAUCACUUAAUUACCAUGUCACCAAAAUUUCAUGUAAUGUGUAAUGAGGUACAGCUUGAAUCAUGCUUUGGGGAGACAAGGCUACCUAUACAAACUACAUGUAGUUUGCUGUAAUAUUAUUGUACUGUGCAUGUAAAGUCAUAAUGUGAUACUUAACAAUUAUUCCUUGAGCCUGAAUGGGCUCUGAGUCAAUAGCCCCAUGAGACCAAAGGCCGAAUGGGCUAUUGACUCAGGGGCCAUAAGGGCAAGAGGAAUAAUUGUUUUAGUAAAAUCCAACUAGGUGGUCAAUAUCAAGACAAAACAACUCUAGCUAGUUAAAGCUAGACUUUAAUCUUUUUUUAUGCCAAAAAGCCGGCGCUUUUCACUACCAUUGGGCUAUAACGUAUAGCCUAGUGGUAGGUCAACCAAUCAGAAUGCAGCAUUGAUAAUAGACCACUAGUUGGAUAUCAGAACUCUGAGUAUGCAAAAGGAAAGGUUUCCAAUGUUAUUGCUUGUUUAUGCAUGUAGGCCUUUGGUGUAGGUGCUUUUGAAGAGGAUGAUGAUGACAUAUAUGCAGUAGAUCACAUGUCAAACUAUGACGCAGAGCUGACAGCUGAUCGUAGUUCGGGUUUGCAUGGUUGGACUGGUCCCCCUAAAGAAAGUGCCAGAGGUUAGUUCUUUAAAUUCAUGUCUCUUUGCUAAAACCUAUCCCCAGUAGAUGAACAUGGGGAAAUAGCCUGUGAAUACAGCUGUCUCGCCUUGUUUCUCCCCACCAGGAAUGUUCCUCAGGAGAGGCGUCUGCGCUGGAAUGGCAGAAAUGCCAUAUUAAUGACAUAAAUUUAUUAAUAAUUACAUAAUUGAUCUAGAAGUCUGGGGUUUUUAAUGUAUAUUUGGUUCACCUAGCUGUUGGGGGUGCCAUACCUAAGGAGUAUCGGAUGGUUUUGUUUUUUUAGACUGAUGAAGUUUGCUGCCUCUACAUCAUGAUCUGCUUAGCGGUUUUCAUUUGAGUGUCGAAAAGUAAUUGGUUUUGCACUUUCUACACGAUGCGAUUGGCUUAAAAGAUUCACGCCACCUUUUCAUCCAAUCAGAAGUAAAAUCAAAGCCAAUUGUGACCCGCUCGCAUGCAUUUUCCCGCGCUUUGCAUCAGCCACAUGUAAUUACUUCGAGUUUUGAUUGGUUCAAUGUAUUGUCUGUGUCCUAUGUGAUUGGCCAGAGUAAUUACUUUGGUUUUGGUUUUACGACACUCAAACGAAAACCACUCUAUGAAUGCUAUGACAAAGGGAAAGAAGGACAUACAUUGAAGUGCUUAGGAGGAAGUUGCCUGCCAAAUUACAUAGGAUACCAAGUAGCCUGCGAGCAAGCUCUCCAGGGCACUCUGUUGGCGGGGUAGGAAAAGGAAGGAGAGCUUGCAACUAUGUCUCUGGAAUUUGAAUAUCUGCAUUGAAAAAGUUGAUGCGAAAUGCUGAUUGGCAGAGAUGACACUAGUAUUGAUGUCAUUACCUUUUUUAAGCGUUUACGUUCACACUUGUUUCCGCUUCGCACUGAUUGGCGGAAUUCUGACAGCUCACUCGACGGGGAGCCAUAGAGGAAUUGGAGGUGGAAUUAAAAUUCCAGAGACGUAAUUGCAAGCUCUCCUUCCUUUUCCCUCCCUGCCUCCAGAGUGCCCCAGAGAGCUUGCUCGCAGGCUAGACACCAAGUGUAGCUGAUGUUUAAGUGCACUUGCACCCAACAUAACCUUGUUUGGUUGUCAGCUCCUUGUACUCUCUCAUUCUUCCUACCUUUCAGAACAUUUUGUGAGAGAGAUGUUUUCAUUCAUUUUAGCUUCAGCAAUUCCAUACUGAUGACAUAAAUCAAUGUUUACGCAGCUACUCUGGUAGUUGUGGGCUUCCAGAGGCUUUAAUCUUUUUAGUAGUUUCUUUUUCUCCCUGUUAAUUAUCAAGCGGACAGAUAGUAUGUCAGUCUAUCAAAAGGCUGGAUUUGGGAUAGUAAUAGAGUUUUACUGAAUGAAUGUUCUAAAAAUAAAGUGGUUUUUUUUGUAAAGUUUACCCUUAAAUGCUUAUUUAUUUGCAUUUAGGUGGUGCACUGUCAAUUUUCACAGCCACAUCCAAAGCUGUGGAUGCCAUGAAAUCCUUUCCUCCACCUGUGGUCCCACGAGACUUCAACUGCACUCACACAUUUUCCAGUGCUACAACGGUGACAGCCCCAAAAUCAGAAGAAAAUAAUCAAAUAAAAAAGUCUUUGACUGCUUCAGACAGAGGGGAAAUGCUUGGUGAAGAACCAAUCCCCACCCCUAAGAAAUCCGUUUUUGAGUUUAUGUCUAAGGAGGACAAAGAGCGUGUUUUGUUGUCUUCGAAGGAGAUAGUACCUAAAGCUUCUAGCUCGCCACCUACGGCUGUGAGCUCUGUGUCAAGUGCUUCAUUCAAUUUGUCCUCGAGGAUCUGGUCUGGACAUAGUAGUUUUAAGCCAUUUGCAAAAGAUGCAGCUAAACAAGCAAGGUACGAGGAGUUUUUGAAGACGCAGAGAGGAGAACAGGUCUCCCAAAAGCUUAUUGACAGGUGAGUCAAAUGUAUUUUGUGCUUUGGCUUAUAGCUAAGAACGUGCCCUAGACAGUUGCUGGCAGGGCUUACUUAGUAAGCAGAGGUGCUGCCCUGAUCAGACUGCUAGAGAUGCACACAAACUUAUGGAGCAACAUUUCAUGUAGCCGGCGCGAAAAAAAAACACGCGCGAACUUAUUUCGGUCUUGCCUAGUCCCUGUACGGCGUUUUCCCUCACAUUUUCGCUUGGACCACGUGACCCGAAACGCUUUGGCCGCGCGAAAUAAUGAGCCUAGGGACUAGGUAAAUUUCGGUCAGGAUUGUUUGUUUGUUUUUAUAUUUAUUUUAAUGUUUGACUGUUGACAACAGAGUGAAGCAAUCACAACCACAUUUGGCGGGUCUGGUGCCAAAUGCGUUUGUCCCCGUUUGGUAGAAAACGUGGAAGAAAGUACUUUAGACGUUAUUAAAAUUACUGUUAUUAUUUUUAUUUUACUGCAGUGGGCUGACAGAGUGGGAGCGAGAGAGAGAACAAGAAGAAUUUUCGCGCUCUGCUGCGUUGUACCGACCUCUUAACACAACAAUGGCGGCAAGAUUUACAACUGCACAGUAUCAAGACGACCACAGAACUGUUUACGAGGACGUUCCUGCUCAGGAAUCUUCAGACUCAACAGAUCAAAUUAAGGCUGCCAGCAUGAAAAUGUUUGGAAAAUUAACUCGCGAUAAUUUCGAGUGGCAUCCCAGCAAAAUCUUAUGUAAGCGUUUUAACAUUCCGAACCCUUAUCCCGGUUCCGAUGUUGUUGGUGUUCUGAAAGUACGAAGGUCUAAGUUCACUCUUGGAGAGUUUAUAACGCCAGCUAAACCGCAUUCUAUAACUAACGACCCGUCCACGAGAUCUGGCGAAGAUAGGCAAUCCGACAAACUUGGUAAAAGGUCUGAAACUGCCGUGAUAAAUAAGGCGUUACCGAAGACUUCAGAAUCAGUGUCGGUGACGUCUGAGUUAGUAGCAAGAACUUCCGCUAAAUCUUCGUCAACAACAACGUCUGUCUCACCAGAAACUAAUGUAGGAGUAACUGAUGUACCAAAACACAUGGAAGAAAAAACCACUAAAAAAGAAUCACAAAAUAACGGGUACAUAUCUGCUCCCAAGCGACCACCAAUGGAUUUGUUUAAAGCGAUAUUCGCUGAUUCGUCAUCCGACGAAUCCGAAGCGAGUGAGGAAGGCGAAGAUGACGAUACCGAACGUUUAUCGAUCCAUGCUUCGGGGGAUCAAACAAGCAAUAAAGAGGCUGUGAAUAACAAUAGUGAAGUAAACAGGGAAUCAGAUUCUCAUAUCACUCAACAGAGAAUGUUAGAGGAAGGCUUGUCUAACGCGAAAAAUAACGAAGAAGAACUCAAGCCUACUGAAGCCGAGCUUGUAACCGUGAAACCUCUUGAAGCUGAGAAACGGGAAACAUCUCCUGAUAUAUUUGGUCCAGCUCCUCCUCCUGUUGUUCGUAACAACGAGUUUUCACGUCCUCUCGAGAGAGAAAAACACAACAGAGACGGAGCUUAUAGCAAGGAAGACUUGGAAAGUGCAAGGCGUAUUAAGAAAGACAAACGUAAGGACACAAGAAAGCGUUACUCUGAAUCAUCAGACAGUGAGGAAGAGUACAAGUCAAAACGCAAACAUAAACAUAAGGAUAAGAAGAAACACAAGCAUAAGCAUAAAGGCAAGAACAGACAUCACGGCGAAGAGAGAGAAAAACACAAACUAAGUGACAAGAAAGAUACCCAAACAAAUGAUUCCAGCCAGGCUGAAAAAAUUUCUUUGUCAGAUGAUAAGCAGAUUCUAAAUAAGUUGAAGAAUUUACAGAGUUUAAAAGCAGGGAAGAGGAUGCGCGCGAUGGAUUUCAUGUGA